AUGUUCCCACUUUUGGCCACCUCGGCAAACCAUGGCACGCGCGGGGGAACCGACACGGCCGAACGAAUCAAGUACGUGAGCAUCGAGACGCUCACCGCCGAGACAUAUGAUGAGGAAGACUUAAGCGGCAUCCCCGACCUUGUCGAGGUCAUCAAGCUUCAAGCGUCCGGUCCAGCCGAGGCUGCCCGUGCCAUUCGCAAGAAACUCAAGUACGGCAACGUUCACCGCCAGCUCAGAGCCUUGACCAUUUUGGACGGCCUCAUUCAGAACGCCGGCCCCCGCUUCCAGCGUGCCUUCGCCGAUGAGCCGCUACUGGAACGACUAAGAGUCUGCGGUACUUCUGAUUUGUCCGACCCGGAUGUCAGGAAGAAGUGUACGGAACUCUUCCGCAGCUGGUCUCAGUACAAGAGCACACCGGGCUUGGAGCGUAUUGCCAAGCUGCACCAGGAACUUCCCAAACGCAAGGUUGUUGUCACCCAGGAGAGGUCCAAGGCUGUUCAGGAGACUGAAAACCCAUUCGGCGAGGAUGAGGAGGACAAGCCUCCGUCGCCCACCGGCCGUGCAGGGGAGUCUUCCCGUCCUCAGCGUACGCCGUAUCUGCCAUAUGGCGAGUCUUCGAACGUCACCAGCACUGCCGGCCACUCCAAGUCCUCGUCCCAUUCCGGCGGCUCUUUCUUUGGAUCCUCCAAGGAUAAGAAGAAGAAGGAAAAGGAAAAGAAGGGCAAGCGCAAGCCCUUCAACCUGGAGUUGGAGAAGGAUGCAAUGAAGAGCGCCAUUGCCGAGAGCUCUAUCGCCACCACCAACCUCACGAACCAUCUCCAGAGCAUUAACCGUGAGAGGGAGCGAAUCUCGGAGAACGCUCAAGCUGUCCAGCAGUUUGAGGGCUGCAAGCAGCUGAGACGCAAAAUCCUCCGCUAUAUCCAUCACGUGGAAUCGGAGGAGUGGCUUGGUAGUCUUCUCAGGGCCAACGACGAGCUCGUCACAGCUCUGAUGACUUUCGAGCAACUCGACCGGUCUAUCGACGCCGAUAGUGAUUCCGAUGACGAGCUUGCCGAGCAGGCUCAUAUUUACCGAAUGGCAACCGAAAAAGCCAAGCAAUCCAUGUCCCCUCCCCCACCCGACGUCUCUGGCCUGAGCAUCAGUCACACGCCGUCGCCUCGUCCGCCCCCUCCGCCGCGCCCGGUUCCCAUGUCAAGACCCUCUCCUCCCAUCCCAGCACCUGCUCCGGCAAAGCCUCCGAGACGUCCCGUCCAGCAGGUUCAACCCGACUCGGAAGAGGAAGACGACGAUGAUCCGUUUGCCGACAAGAAUGCGCUUGAGACCCCUGCGACCGAAAGACCAGAGCCAAGGUGGUGA
Colletotrichum spaethianum is the source of this 1356-nucleotide messenger RNA. Its product is annotated as protein lsb5. Gene Ontology annotation, molecular function: ubiquitin binding; phosphatidylinositol binding. The transcript has 5 exons. Lineage: Eukaryota; Fungi; Ascomycota; Sordariomycetes; Glomerellales; Glomerellaceae. Gene Ontology annotation, cellular component: actin cortical patch. Gene Ontology annotation, biological process: actin cortical patch localization; endocytosis; actin filament organization. Bases 1 to 1356 code for a protein of 451 amino acids. The record is from RefSeq and is a predicted model, not a curated record.